Oreochromis niloticus (Nile tilapia) is the source of this 1950-nucleotide messenger RNA. RefSeq names its product V-type proton ATPase subunit C 1-A. The transcript has 13 exons. The record is from RefSeq and is a predicted model, not a curated record. Bases 216 to 1367 code for a protein of 383 amino acids. Gene Ontology annotation, biological process: proton transmembrane transport. Lineage: Eukaryota; Metazoa; Chordata; Actinopteri; Cichliformes; Cichlidae. Gene Ontology annotation, cellular component: lysosomal membrane; vacuolar proton-transporting V-type ATPase, V1 domain. Gene Ontology annotation, molecular function: proton-transporting ATPase activity, rotational mechanism.
ACGGUUUAUGUAACUUAUUGCUUAUUUUUUAUCUACGGUAUUGUAACGUUUGUUAGUAGUCGGGGAGUGAAGAUAUGGACUGUUGGUGAAAGAGAAACGUCAGCAUGUAAUUGUCUUUAACCCUGAAUGAAUUGUUGCUAGUGUAGCAUCACUGCAUCAGCUUGCUUAGUGGGGAACGGUGUCCCUCUUUCUCGAGCUGCACCAGUGCUGGAAACAUGACAGAGUUUUGGUUGAUCUCUGCACCGGGAGAUAAGACCUGCCAGCAAACAUGGGACAAAAUGAUGGCAGCCACCACGCGUACCAACAACCUCUCCACCAACCACAAGUUCAACAUCCCAGACCUCAAGGUUGGGACACUGGAUGUCUUGGUCGGGCUGUCGGAUGAACUGGCCAAAUUAGAUUCCUUUGUUGAAGGUGUGGUGAAGAAGGUGGCCCAGUACAUGGCUGAUGUGUUGGAGGACAGUAGGGACAAAGUGCAGGAGAACCUACUGGCCAAUGGAGUUGAUCUUGUCACCUACAUUACAAGAUUUCAAUGGGAUAUGGCAAAAUAUCCAAUAAAGCAGUCUCUUAAAAACAUCUCUGAAAUCAUCUCAAAGCAAGUAACUCAGAUUGACAAUGACUUGAAGACCAGAGCAUCAGCGUAUAAUAACCUGAAGGGAAACUUGCAGAACUUAGAAAGGAAGAAUGCGGGGAGCCUUUUGACCAGGAGCCUGGCUGACAUUGUCAAGAAGGAUGAUUUUGUACUUGAUUCAGAAUACCUCAUCACUUUGCUGGUCGUCGUACCAAAGACGGGAUACUCUGACUGGCAGAAAGCGUAUGAAACGCUUGCUGAGAUGGUGGUCCCACGGUCUUCACAUCUGCUAUUUGAAGACAGUGACAGUGGGCUGUUCAGUGUCACUCUGUUCAGGAAAGCUAUUGAUGACUUCAAACACAAAGCUAGAGAGAACAAGUUCACAGUAAGAGACUUUCAGUACAAUGAAGAGGAGAUGAAGGCAGAUAAAGAAGAGAUGACACGGCUCUCCACAGAUAAGAAGAAGCAGUUUGGUCCACUUGUACGGUGGCUGAAAGUGAACUUUAGUGAAGCCUUCAUUGCAUGGAUUCACAUUAAAGCACUACGAGUCUUUGUGGAAUCUGUUUUAAGAUAUGGGUUGCCUGUGAAUUUUCAAGCUAUGCUCCUGCAGCCAAACAAGAAGACCAUGAAGAAGCUGAGGGAGGUGCUCAAUGAUCUGUACAAACAUCUGGACAGCAGCGCUGCAGCUAUCAUUGAUUCUGCGAUGGACAUCCCAGGCCUGAACCUGAGCCAGCAGGAAUAUUAUCCUUACGUCUACUACAAAAUCGACUGCAACCUGCUGGAUUUCAAAGUUUAACACUUUAACUGAUCGUUUGUCUUUCUGAGUAUCUAUUAAGUUAUGUUUUUUCUUCAUCGGUCAAACCACUGCCUCCACCCACUCUCUCUCUCUCUCUCUCUCCCCUCCCUCGUCAGCUGCUUGAAUGACAGAGCUGCAUGUUCAUUCCUUGUGGUGAAAAGGCUUCAACCACUUUUACAACCAAGGCAAAAAAACAAACAAACAAAAAAACUUUUGAAAUGUUUUUGUUUACAGUUUUUCUUUUAAAGGCACGCUGAUAAUUAGCUUUUUCUCAACUUGAAAUCAAUUAAGAAAAAUGUACUGGAGAGCUAAACGUAUUUACUGUGUCAUUCCAUGUGUGCUGGUGUGAAGUGAUAGCCAUCUUCUGUAGCUGUGUUCAGAGAUUUGUGUUUACAUUUGGGCAAUUUCAUCAUUGUAACCAUGGCCACCACAUCUGGUAUGUGUUUCUGAGAUUCUGCACACAUUGUGAAACACAGAUGACUUUAUGUUGUUGUCUCAUGUUGUGUAUUUACUGUAAAACAAAAGAUAUCUAUAUCUGAGUAUUGUGUAAGCCAUUGAUUGAAUAAAUGUGAUGGAGACCACA